Penicillium canariense is the source of this 1050-nucleotide messenger RNA. Its product is annotated as Gfo/Idh/MocA family protein. Gene Ontology annotation, molecular function: oxidoreductase activity; nucleotide binding. Gene Ontology annotation, cellular component: cytoplasm. The record is from RefSeq and is a predicted model, not a curated record. Lineage: Eukaryota; Fungi; Ascomycota; Eurotiomycetes; Eurotiales; Aspergillaceae. Gene Ontology annotation, biological process: NADPH regeneration. The transcript is spliced from 5 exons. The coding region runs from base 1 to 1050 and encodes 349 amino acids.
AUGACUUUCGGUGUGGCACUAGUAGGGGGAGGUAUCUGGGCCAAAGAGGAGCAUCUGCCGGCGGUACUCGCAUCGAAGGACUUGUGUUUGAAGGCAAUCUAUUCUCGGUCCCUGAAAUCUGCAGAAGAUGUUGCUCGGGCUUCCGGAAAGGAGGUUGAUCUGUAUUCGGACGACUCGAAACAAGGCUAUGAAGAUAUGUUGAAAGAGGAAGAUAUCAGCGCAGUGAUCAUAGCUCUUCCCAUUGCUUCCCAAGCCUCUUACAUCCGCACUGCGCUCUCUGCAGGAAAGCAUGUGUUGUCAGAGAAACCUGUGGCCGAAAACGUGACAGAGGCUAUGGACUUGAUCAAGUGGUAUAAUGAGCACAUUGAGCCUGACCGAAAAGCCACCUGGAGUGUAGCCGAGAAUUUUCGUUAUCUGGAUAGCUUCCGAUACGCUCGGGAGAAAGUCCAGCAUCUCGGGAAGAUAGUGGGCUUCCGUGUCAGGGUGUACGGCAACAUUCAGCAGGAUGGGAAAUUUUUCAACACUGAUUGGAGAAAAGUGCCCACACACCAAGGCGGCUUUCUGCUCGACGGCGGAGUGCAUUACACGGCUGGGCUACGGUACCUUCUUGGAACCGACACCUACAUCACUCGAUUGUCCGCCUUCACCACUCUACUAAAGGAGCACUUACCACCUGUCGAUACAGUUGAUGCCAUUCUCAAAACCAACACUGGAGUCCAAGGUACUUUUCAGGUGUCCUAUGGAACCAGCCUAGUAGGCCCCGAAUGGACGAUCGGGUGCGAAAAUGGGAGUAUAAGUGUUGAGGACUCCAAAAUCACCGUGCAGACACUGGAUGGCAAAGUGGACGUCCAGUUUGUCGAAGAUGAGCGGACAGGAGUCCCACCCGAAGUCCGACAAUGGGGACAGGCUCUAGCGGCCGGCAGGAUUAACCCCGAACAGAGUCCAAGCCAGGCACUGGCAGAUCUUGAGCUGAUUGAAUUGAUGCUUCGCAGUGGAGAAGCUGAGGGCCAGCUGCAGACGUGCCACUGUCAACAUUCAGUGAAUAUCUGA